AUGGAAACGAGACGCACGCCGGGCGGUAAUUUUGCAACGGUCAAGUCUAAAACUAUCUAUGAUAUUGUUUCAGUGGACGAGAAGAUAUUCUGCUGCCACGGCGGUCUGUCGCCCGACCUGCAGGCGAUGGAACAGAUCCGGCGGAUUAUGCGGCCGACGGAUGUGCCCGACCAGGGGCUGCUCUGCGACCUGCUGUGGUCCGAUCCCGACAAGGACACCGCCGGCUGGGGCGAGAACGACCGCGGCGUCAGCUUCACAUUCGGCACUGAGGUGGUGGGCAAGUUCCUGUCGAAGCACGAGUUCGACCUGAUCUGCCGCGCGCACCAGGUGGUGGAGGACGGCUACGAGUUCUUCGCCAAGCGGCAGCUCGUCACGCUGUUCUCCGCGCCCAACUACUGCGGCGAGUUCGACAACGCCGGUGCACUGAUGUCCGUGGACGAGACGCUGAUGUGCUCGUUCCAGAUCCUGAAGCCGGCGGACAAGCGCAAGCUGUACUCGGGCCUGAACAUGGGCCGCCCCAACACGCCGCCCCGCGCACAACCCAAGAACAAGAAGAAAGACAUAUGAGCCAGACGAAGCCUAAAGCUAAGCCCACCCGCCGCCCCGAGCCACCGACAUGCAUGGAGUCCCGCCACCAACCGCCCCGGCCCGCGUACGGACAUAGAGUAUCCCACUAUAUCACCCCAACGAGUCUGUGUGUGGUGUUUCUCAUGAGCUUCCUUACCUCACCAAUACUAUAUUCUACUAUGUUCAAAAUUUCAUACUGUUUGUUGCUACUGAACGCAAACGACUCGUUUUUGGUAAUUUAUCCGAGUUAAACAAAAAUAAGGAUGCAGACAUGAUGGUUUGAAAAACUCUCGCUUAUUUGAGCUAUUGGCAACAGUUGUAAUCCUUGAGUUUGUAUUAUCAUCGAAACUGCCAUUUGAUAUGAUGCCAGUGAGACCGGAUAAGUGAUACUCUAAACUUCAACUUGGCCUUUCUGUAAAAGUGCGCGUAACUGACAGUAAAAUAACUGUUUAUUAAAAAUUUUAAGGGCAUAUACCAGUGUUUUGCAGAUUUUAUGACGAUUUGCAACCAAAUACCUACUUUACUGUCUGUUGUACGCGCUUAUCCAUUUUAUAGAAUUUGUAUUCAUUAUUUUUAUGUAUAAAAUGGUUUUGACAAUCAAGUAUUAUUUGUGAAGCCGCUAGCUCUCUGAUGUCCCCCGUGUAGUCGCGGUGACGUGUACAGAGCGAUGUUGCCAGCCCACUGUAACAUAAUUACACUUUGCUUCGCAAUAACCGUAACUUGUAAGUUUGUAUUUUUUUAAUACGACAAUUUCAGGUCCAAAGGAUGUUUAUAAUAUAAAUAUUAUAUUGGUAUUUGGUACUAAGUGUUGCACAGUGGCGGUGUAUUUCUCUGUAUGUUGAGUUUUUUAAGUUAUGUAGUAAGCAACAUUAAGAACCAAUGUCACCGUUCACGCGCGAUUAAAAAUCGAUAAAAUUCGAGAAGUCGCGCGUGCGGCAACACUGGAUGGGAGAUUGUUUUUAAAUCCGAAACAUUUUUACUCUUUAGAUAUAAACUGCCAGUGUUAUUCCAUUUAGUCAUCUAUAUUAUAUUUUUUUGUUUAUACUUGACGAUGGCAGUCCAAACUUGGCUUGGGAUAUCCCUGUAGGGCGUUUUGUCUGCGGACGGAUGUAACGUGUGCUGCGUGAAUAUGUCUGGGAGAAUGUUUUCGUAUGACUGAUGUAUGCUUGAGUUGUAAUCAUUAUCAAACCGUGUUAAUGUAAGUGCGUCGGUCGGUUUCCACGUCGGCGGGCAGACGAUUCCACGUGUACAAAAAUAUAAUUUUGGCUGAAUAGGAAAUUCCUUUAUGUAAAAAACAAAUAUUCAACAAUGACAAUAUGCUCCGUUAGUACCGCAGUACGACGAGGCGUCCACACGCGCGACGCUCCGCCCGCGUGGAAACUGCGCGACACGGAUAAUAAAUUUAAUGACCGACUAAUGUUAAUUGAAAGGAAAUAUUCAAAGUAAACUAAACUCCUUUGUAUAAUUAAGUAGUAAGCGUAAAGAAUCCACUUGUAAACGACGCGUAGUGUGUUGAUUAUAUGAACAAAAUAAAAAAAAAUAUAUAGUUGUAAAGACGCAAUCACACCGUCCCCUUGGUGUGUACGAUGCUUUGUGCGACUGAGGAGUCUUGUGCAACCUGCCACUGCGACUUUUUGUAGCCGCGUCUUUCCUUAUCUUUUUCGUCGACGGUUUUAAUUGGAAAAUUACGAAAUUGGGACGUCUUGUAAAUAUUGUUUUUUGAAAAAAAUGUCAUGCACAUUGUCUGGAGAAUAGAUUUUUUAAUUGAAUGAAGUUAGCGUGUCUCGCUUACUUGCAACGGUUUGAAAUAGCCGUUACGUUUGCUUUGUUGAAACCGUCACGGUUGCGACUAGUAAGAUAUCAAUGUUUGUCCAUGCGCCGCCAUGUUGAAAUUACUUAUUUAUGUUUAUUAAUUUUCCACCGAUAGUGUUACCAUGGUGUUAUUCCAACGGUUGUAUGAGACGAAAGGCGUUCGGAACAUUAUAAUUUAAUCGCUAUUGAAUGUGUUAGACUGAUCCGCGCGGCCGCCUGCCGAUCAACAAACAAUCAAUGAUCUAUUGAUGUAUGAAGAGAAUUGUAUAUUAAUUUCAUAAAUAAAAUACUUCUGAAA
Manduca sexta (tobacco hornworm) is the source of this 2677-nucleotide messenger RNA. RefSeq names its product serine/threonine-protein phosphatase alpha-1 isoform-like. Bases 1 to 567 code for a protein of 188 amino acids. Gene Ontology annotation, molecular function: protein serine/threonine phosphatase activity. Gene Ontology annotation, cellular component: cytoplasm; nucleus. The record is from RefSeq and is a predicted model, not a curated record. The transcript has 6 exons. Lineage: Eukaryota; Metazoa; Arthropoda; Insecta; Lepidoptera; Sphingidae.